AUUUUCUUAAAAUACUUUUCACUAUUCCUUCAAAAAAAAUAAAAGACUAAAGGGAAAAUCGAAAGGAAGCGAGGAGGAAGAAGAGAAAUGGAAGAUAACCCUAAUCGAGCAGAAGCAGAGCGUCUCCUAGGAAUCGCGGAAAAGCUCCUCGAAUCACACGAUCUAAACGGCUCGAAAGAGUUCGCGAUCUUAGCCCAGGAGUUGGAGCCAUUGCUCGACGGCUCCGACCAGAUCCUGGCGGUGGUUGAUGUCCUCCUCGCGGCGGAGAAUCGAGUCGGAAACCACCCCGAUUGGUACGGCAUCCUCCAGAUCGAUCCCCAGCGAUCCUCUUCCGACAUCGAUCUGAUCAAGAAGCAGUACCGGAGGCUCGCGCUCCUCCUCCAUCCCGACAAGAACCGGCUCCCGUACGCCGACCAGGCCUUCAGGUUUGUCGCCGAUGCGUGGCAUGUGCUGUCGAAUGCGCCGAAGAAGUCCCAGUUCGAUUCCGAGCUGAAUCUGUUCUUCACCAAGGUGGACUUAAAUCACCGGGAGACGGAGAAAUCGCCGCCGUGGCGGAAAUCCGGCGGAGUGAACGAGAGGAUGGCGACGUUUUGGACGACGUGCCCGUACUGUUACGGUCUCUACGAGUACCCUGGGGUUUACGAGGAGUGCUGUGUCCGGUGCCAAAACUGCAGGAGGGCGUUCCACGCGGCGAAAAUCGCUCAAUUGCCGCCAUUGGUGCCCGGAAGAGACGAGUAUUACUGCUGUUGGGGUUUUUUCCCGAUGGGAUUCAUGAGCGCGAAGGAAGCUUCAGGAGCUUCAAUGGCGGAUACAUCGAAAUUCCCAAAUUGGAUGCCGCCGGUUUUCCCCACAGUCCACCACCCCGCCGCCGUGAAUGGCUUCGCAGCAGCAGCCGCGCCUGGUGGACCCAGUGACGUCGCAAAGAGAGGCAAUGAAGCAGUGAAUGUCCCUGCAGCUGCUGCAGACGGGGUGCCGAAGAAGCGGGGACGGCCGCGGAAGAAUCCGCUUCCGUGAUCUUUCGCCGGAGAGAAUUCAGAGGCUUUUUCACGGCGUCGAAUGGGAUGAAACGUUGCCUACUACAGCACUGACGAGAUCGCCGGCUCCGAGGAGAGAGAGAGAGACCUAAACUUCGUCGAAUUCAGCCGGUGAGAUCGAUCUUUCUCAGGCGAAGAAACAACGAAAACGAUGAUAUCUCAGGUCUUCGUCUUGUCUCAGCGAGGCGACAGCAUCGUCUUCCGCGGCUCUUUCUAUAUCUUCAGACCAAUUCCUUGAGGGCCAAAGGGGUGCCUGGAACAGCUGUUACUAAAUCUGCUGUAGCCAAUGAGCUUGGGGGUCGGAGAAGGGAGAAGAUUUCUGUUGACAUCAUUAGAGAAAAUCUUUUCAAGUUUAGUGGUCCCGCCAGACGGUGAAUUCCCAGUUAUGACGCAGGAGUUCAAGCCUCCGUUCCAUGUGAAUACCUUGAUUGAAAAAGCGGGGCGCCUUAAGGCAAUAUAACAGAAGGAAGCCGGGCCUGUCGGCAUGACAUUCACGAUGCCGAUGUACAAUGUAUCCCGUCCUCAGGUGAGAAAAACUCGUACUCUAACUCUUGAGUUUGAACUUAUUAUGCAAACAAAAACUGGCUGAAUCCCAUUUGUCAUGCGUGCAAGACGUUUCAAAAGCAAGCGCUGUUAAAUUGUUAAUAAUGGUUGCCCGAGGCGUCUCUCUCGGUUGCAGGUGAAGUACUUGCAGAUAGCGAAGAAAUCGAGCACUGACAACCCGUAUGGAUGGGUGAGAGACGUGACUCAGGCCAAUUCCUACGUCGGCUCGGAUACCACUGAGGCUCUCUCCUCAAAUCUGUUAGGUACUUGGGCAAGGAAAAGCCAAAACAUGAAGAGAAAGAGAGAUGAGCACAGUAAACGCGGAUGAUUGAGGGGAAAUGGAGAAGAAUCAAUCUUAUGGAGAUCUUGUCAUCAUUCAAACAACACACUAACUUAAGACCAUUUGCAAACAAAAAAAAAAACAUCUCUACUAAGUUUUCGUUAGAUUUUUUUUUUAUUUCAA
Tarenaya hassleriana is the source of this 2040-nucleotide messenger RNA. RefSeq lists its product as uncharacterized. The record is from RefSeq and is a predicted model, not a curated record. The transcript is spliced from 6 exons. Lineage: Eukaryota; Viridiplantae; Streptophyta; Magnoliopsida; Brassicales; Cleomaceae. Bases 88 to 1014 code for a protein of 308 amino acids.